AUGUGGUUGGAACUCCCACAGCACAGAAACACCAUCAGUGAACAAAACUGACGUUCUUCUUGUGAAAAUGUUUGGCUAAUCUGCUUUAUCACAAACUGGUUGGAGGCUGAUUUUGGUGACAAACCACCUGACAGGUCCUGCACUGAUGCAAGUCAGUGACAAAGUAUCCCAAAAUACCAACUUUUCAAAACGGUGAAAUAAAAUAAUUUUGAGAGGGCCAUGAAGCACGGAUGGAAGAUUUCCUGAAAAUACCCUGCAGGCUGCCGCCACCACCAAUCCCUCAGCACUUCUCUUUGCAGAGUCAGACGUUUCAUUGCCCACAUCGUUUCUUGUGCCUGCUGUGGUGUGUGCUUUACGUGAUGGAAUCUCUCGAGAGAUCACCGUGACUCCUGUGAGCAACGUCACCUGUCAAUCAUGUCAGAAAUAUUUUGUAACCCUCCAACAUGCAGACCUCAAACCACAGGUUGUGACACUGGCAAAGUUUCCUGUUAUUGCAAGUCGACAGACAGGAGGAUAUUUUCGCUGUGAUUCUCUGUCAGUGGGAGUGGCAUUAAAACCGGUCUGUUGACGAACCACAGACGGACAGUUAUUAAAGUGUUGUUACUACAUAUUCAUAGUGUUAUUGCAUUUUAAUGGCAGUCUAAAAGGACAGAACUAUAAAAAUGUUUCCAUCAUUAAAAUGUAUCAUAUAUUAUUAUAUAUUACUACAACAUAUUGAUAGACAUAAAAAUACAUACACACAUAUAAAUAAAAAAUAUUAAUGUCAGAAUUAUAUUCUUGCUGUCAUUACUUAUCAUCCAUCUAUCUAUCUAUCCUUAUUACUGUUAUUAUUGCUUAUUAAUAUUAUUAUUUCAUGUUUCAAUAACGUGUUUUAAACAAGACAUUAUUUUUUUCAGUUUUUUUAAGAAUUGAGACUUAUCUAUUUAACACACCUAAAUUGUUAUUAAUAUAUAUCGUUAUUAAAUAUUGAUGUCGUCAUUAGUCGUGAUAAUGGAAUGAAGGCUGUGUAAUCUGAGCCUGCUUCAGUCUGACUCUGAUGUUCCUUUUUCUUUUUUUUUUUCUUUUUUGCAUAAUUUAAAUUUCCUCUCAGUGUAAAAAAUGCUUAUUCUGAGGUUUUUGUAUAAAAACUGUUACAACUGUGUGUCACAUACAUACAUUUCUUCUGCUCUGAUUUGAGGUCAUGGAAGAAUACGAUGUCAUUCACAGCUAGGUGAAAAUUAUGAAAAUGAUGCAAUCUUAAAACGCUGACACAUUGACGACAUUCCAUUUUCCCCUUUAAACCUUAAAUUCAUACCAAGCCUAUAUGGGAGGAGUCACGUAUAUGUUGAAUUAUCGUGUGGGGAAAAUCCCCCCCACCCAACCUUUUUUUAGAAUAAAUCUUUUUAACUCUUUCUCUUCCAGUUAGUCUCCACCCUAAACUUGCCUAUAAAUCUACAACACCAUGAGUCCAAGAUCACACACCAAGAAGACUUUCCAGACUCUCUCUAGACUUUUGGCAGCUCGUGCAUCCAUCAUGUCUCCGCAGUCGCUCCUCGCCAUCGUCCUGGGUCUCCUGUCUCUCUUCAGCUGGGCACUGAGCGGACCCAUGUGCACCAACCAGUGUUGUCGAUUUGUGGAGGGUUUCCCCGUCCGGCUGAAGAAGCUCAGGCAGAGCUAUUUACAGAUACGGGACUAUUAUGAAGCAAACAAUGAUUUGGACUCUGUUCUCCUGGACCACAGCAUCGAGGACUCUUUCAAUAGCCCAUUUGCCUGCCAUGUUAUGGACACCAUUCUGAACUUCUACCUCAGCGAAGUGCUGCCGAGAGCUAUGUCCCAGGUGACGGACAAUAUAGACCUGAAGCCUCAUGUGGAGUCAAUACUACAGAUCUUUGACGAGCUCAAGGACGACGUCCACAAAUGUAGAAACUACUUUUCAUGCAAGAAACCCUUUGACAUCAAAGACCUAAACUCUAGCUACACUCAGAUGGAGAGUAAAGGUCUAUUCAAGGCCAUGGGCGAGCUGGACCUUCUGUUUAACUACAUUGAGAAAUACCUCGCCUCAAAACGUCAAAGAACGCGAGUGACCUCUGCCUGAACACACGCUGACCCUGAUAAAUUAUGAAACUGAAUGUAAACGUUAUUAGAUGUCAUUUUUAUUUGUCUCAGCUGGCUGAACUGAUUUUUUUUUUUAUUACAACUGUCUCAUUAUUUGUCCUGGGGACAAGUAAAAAAUGGAUCAUAUUGAGUCAAUAUAAAACAACCUACAUCUUUAAAUCUUUUUUUUUUUUAUUUAUUGUAUGUAUUAUGUUAUUUAUUUAAGUUUGGAAGUGUUUGUUUUUCUUUACUGUUGAAAUCUAAUAAAUAUUUUUUUCAUGAAAACCAAACAGUAUUUACUCCUGAAGUGAAUUUUGUGACGUGCCAGCAGCUAACGUGUCAUUUUUUAGGAGAUGUGAGAAGAAUGUGCAUUACAUCCUGCAGUACUGCAGUACAAUAUAUGAGGGGAACUCAAAAGUGUUGAGUGUAAACUCAAUAGGCUGAUGCUCUAACCUCAAACAUGACCUAUAUCACAUCACUUACCAGAAGCGGCAUUGCUGUGUAUAAACUUACAGUAAAUAAGUAAGUAAAGAGCCGGCUUUACAGCCGUGGCACAUGUGUCGUAGCUCAUGUUCUCACAGUCAAACAGAAACAAGGUUAAAGGAGUCACACGUGUGCCUGUCGGGACCUGUAUUUAUUUAACGAAGCCACUGCUCAACAUUAAUCAGGAUUUUCUGAAGAAUCCACUGCCCUCAGGCUCAUACCGCUCCUCGUCGUACGGCUCAUAAACACACUUUGGUUUUGAAUCACCUGUCUGACCUGGCAGCCUGACCUGUCUGACUGUUAUGACUGACUGUAGCUACUGAGAGAGCCUUGGUUUUGGGGGUGAGGGUGAGAAAAAAUGUUUGUUUGGUGCUCAUUCACCUUUUUUUUUUUUUACCAUUUUCCAAUUCAUUCUUAUAUAUUUUCUUACAGAUAUCACAAAUUGGCAGUACGUAUACACACACACACACAUAUAUAUGUGUGUGUGUGUAUGUAUGUUUCUGUAUAUUCUGUAACAGAGGAUCUCAUCACUUUUGUGAUCAAACAAUAAUUCCGGCUCAAUCCCCCGCUGGCAGUUUUCUUAGAAGAACGUUCUUUACAAAAAAAGGCAGCUUUUUAACAUAAUCAGCUCAAAAGUAAUCACAAGUGCAGAGAGGGGGAAAAAUCAAAGCCACCACAACAACCACAACAUGUACAGAGAGCUGUACUUGACAGGAAGGAGUUUGAAUUCCAGCACAUGUCUCAGUGACAGCAACACUGUUUCCAUUUCAUGUCAUCUGAAGCCAUCUCUGUUGGUGGCUCGGAGCCGCGGCUUUCUUGCUGAGGUGUGGCAUCUCACUGCUGCUAUCUCGGCUCCGUCAGAGAGGAUGCACGUUUUUGUCUGAGUCAAGGUGGCAACCCACUUCAAAAACUACACUCCGCGACACCACGUCGAGCUGAGAAGCCUCGACGUGAAUUCACACCUUUGUCACAAAAAGGUAUUGGUGUGCCAAAACAAUGCCUUCAAGUUUCACACUUUGUUUUUAUUUUCAAGAGUGAUAACAAAAGUGGAAAGUUCAGCACACCUACAGCGCAGCUGGUGGUCUUUAACAUCACGUGCACGGUUCUUCCUGCUGCCUCUUAAAUACAGACCCCUUUUCCAGAAGGGUUUCUUUGGCUUUAUUUAAUAUCUGUGGAUAGUUUUGUUUUUUUUUAAACUAAAACCCUUUUGUUUGACAUUUCAGAUUUUUAAAGUUUAGAAGAAGUUCAAUUAUAAAAGAGACAUUGUCUCCCAAAGACUAGGUCGUGACCCUCAGGUGGGUCGCGUAUCUGCUGCUAACACAACAGUUUCCCAAAUAUGGGAUCAAUGUAGUACAAAUGUAUUUAUUUAUUUUAUUUUAUUCUGCUCAAGUAUCUUUGAAACAAUGUUUCCCAGCACAUGAUCAUAUAGACCAGGGAUUCCCAAAUUAAGCUGCACUCCUGGGGGUGCUCCAGUUGCCACUAGGGGGAGCACGGAAUAAGAAAUUUCCACACAAUAAAGACGUUUAUAUAUAUUUUUUAAACUUUUUUUUUUUGGGGGGGGGGUUAUAUUGGGGGACUGCAUCAGCAGUUUGGGUACUGCUGGUGUAGACUACAGGCCUGUCACCACUCUGAUCUGAUAUUCAUUUCCUCAUUCAGUCAGUCACGAUCCACUGCUUAAUCCCUAGAGGGGCUAGAGCAAAUUCCAAAUCAAUGGGGGGAGGGCAGGGACCCCCUGGACAGUCCACCAUAGGGCCACAUACAAGGCCAAAUGAGCAUGGUUCUGGGCUGUGGAGGGAAACUGGAAAACCCCCCGAAAACCCACACACAAUACGAAAACUCCAUACAGACAGGUUGUCCGGGGAUUGAACCAGCAAACUAGUGACCUCCUUGCUGUAAAAUAAUUUUCUACCAUGUGGCCCUUUAGCCCUCAUUUAUUUUAAGGGAAUUUUGGAUCAGGAUGUAAAGGCCUCACCUCUAAACCGUGUUGAAAGGUACAGUAAUGGACUGGUGUGGAAACCACUGCUGAAUGCGCAUGGAAAUCCCAUGGAACCCUAUUACUGAAGAUACACUGCUACCCUUUUGGACAAGGCGACGCUACCUGGGCUUUACUUUAGCAAAAAUGUUCUCGAAAGCCAUAAAAUACCUUAAGAACAAGACGGUGCAGGAACACCUGUCGACAGUAAAAAAAAGUUUACUGUUAUUCACAGGAUAAUGCAUUCAUUUCAUUGUGUUUCAUCAGUCUCUUAUUGAAACGAGGCAGAGCGAGAUGACUGGGGGUUUCGUUGCACUCAAAACUUGAAGACAAGUGGCAGUGUCUAAACCGCACCUGGAGAGAAAUCACAUAUCUGCAGAAAACCGGUCUAAAUACACUGCAGUUGGGAAAUAUCUGUGAUGACAAAGACCCCAGGCAGCUCACUACACAAAUGCGUAUAUUCCAGAAGUCACUCAUAGUUGCAAACAUGACACUUGUCACAAGAUGAGUCUUUGUCAAAGUCACGGGUCCGGAGCCGUCCCAAAAACCCCAAGUUUGAAACUAGCUGAGCUGAAGCAUGAAAAAAAAGAGGGAAACAAUAUAUUAAUCUUUGUGUCUUUUUUCUUAAAAUGACUAAUUUAAUACUCAACACAGUUAAUGGUAGUUCUUUAUAAUUUCUAAACAUUUAUUGUUUAUUUGAGACCACCUUUAUUUGUCCCCCAUUCAGGAAAUGUGUUAAAUAAAAUAAGGAGGAACACCAUAUACGGGACAUAUUGGGCAAAAUAGACUUUUAGUACAUGAACUUCCACCUCUUGAGUUCUGACGACUGACUAGACGUUUUAUUAUCUGCCAAAAUCUUAAAAGCCGCUCCAACAUCAUGAGGAUUAUAAUAAUUCUGCACUCAACCGUUGCCACGGUAACACAAAGCCGCCCUCAGGUCUUCAACCAGCAGAAGCACAAACUGGCUCAUUAGCAUUUAAAUUCAUUAGAAAAAAAAAUAUUAAAAAAAUAAUAACUAAAACAUGGCCAGGGUUGUGCUUUAUGUUUUUUAAUCCAAAGCUGAAGCAAAAAGUACGGCAAGUGAAGAUGAACAAAGAAUGUAGGGAAGAAAAAUGUGUGCUUCUAAUACAGAGUGAUUAAAGGAAAAAAAAAACAAAAAAACAUUGUGAACAUUUCCCACAAACAUUCAAUGAACAUCUUUAAAGUGAGA
Molecule: messenger RNA, 5738 nt
Organism: Cynoglossus semilaevis (tongue sole)
Lineage: Eukaryota; Metazoa; Chordata; Actinopteri; Pleuronectiformes; Cynoglossidae
Gene: il10
Product: interleukin 10
Exons: 5
Coding region: 1442-2074 (210 amino acids)
Biological process (GO): immune response
Cellular component (GO): extracellular region
Molecular function (GO): cytokine activity
Source: RefSeq, a predicted model, not a curated record